Messenger RNA from Symphalangus syndactylus (siamang), 12980 nucleotides. It is a transcript of the gene ZNF418, whose product is annotated as zinc finger protein 418. Gene Ontology annotation, cellular component: nucleus. The record is from RefSeq and is a predicted model, not a curated record. Gene Ontology annotation, biological process: regulation of transcription by RNA polymerase II. Gene Ontology annotation, molecular function: DNA-binding transcription activator activity, RNA polymerase II-specific; RNA polymerase II cis-regulatory region sequence-specific DNA binding. NCBI's taxonomy places the organism in Eukaryota, Metazoa, Chordata, Mammalia, Primates, Hylobatidae.
GCCCACUAACUUGCAACCCACAUAGGGCCAGGGGCAUUUUCUGUGUGGUUUAUACUUGUUUACUCUGGGCUCAAAGAGAAGAACAAACGAAUCAAUUCCUUUGGCAGUAAACCCUGAGGCCUUCCUUUAAAGCCCUCCCUCUCCUAAAAGAAACAGAACUUGGGGGUGAGUGUGUGACAGAAAUGCGUGGACCAUGGUGGAGUGGUGGCUCAUGACUAUAAUCCAAGUGCUUUGGGAGGCCAAGGUGGGAGGAUUGCUUGAGUCUGGGAGUUCGAGACCAGCCUGGACAACAUAGUGGGCCCCUGUCUUAACCAAAAAUAAAAAAUUAGCUGGGCAUGGUGGUGCAUGCCUGUAGUCCCAACUACUAAGGAGGCUAAGGCAGGAUUGCUUAAGCCUAGGAGGUCCAGGCUACAGUGAACUAUGAUCACACCACUGCCCUCCAGCCUGGGUGACAGAGUAAGACCCUAAGGAUUUAAAAGAAAGAAAGAAAGGAAAGAAAGGAAAGAAAGAAAGAAAGAGAAAGAAAGAAAAAGAAAGAAAGAAAGAAAGAAAGAAAGAAAGAAAGAAAGAAAGAAAGAAAGAAAGAAAGAAAGAAAGAAAAGAAAGAAAGGGAGAAAGAAAAAGAAAUGGCAUGGAGCGGCCUUUGAAGGCAGGAAAGCCUCCCAGCAGAAAUCUAAAUCACUGAGUUCAGAUGUGGGCUAGAGUCAGCGACGUGUGGUUUCAUGGUAUCACUCUUGGCUUCUCCUAAGGACAGCUAAAGCUUUAACCUCCUCCUCUCUAUAUGAAUAUGUACGGUAUCUAAAUAUAUACGUCUGUGUGCUGCUAUAUAAAGUAUGUGUGUACUAUAACAAAGAGACUGUCUUCAGAAACAGCCUCUUUUUUUGGGCAUUUAAUGGGCAUGACAGUUUUACAAGUGACGCAAAUGAACGGAUGUUUUACAUUCGCUUUAUAUUUUGCCACAUGCUUUGGGAUUCUAGGAGCUCAUUUAAUCAUCACUGCACUUUGAGGGGCAGGUAAUUUACCAGUUGUGUGUGUGUGAGUGUGUGUGUGUUUUUUCUCUUUUUUUUUUUUUGAGACAGAGCCUUUCUCUGUCGCCCAAGCUAGAGUGUAGUGGCGCAAUCCUGGUUUACUGCAAGCUCCGCCUCCCGGGUUCAAGCAACUCUCCUGCCUCAGCCUCCCAAGUAGCUGGCAGUAAAGAAAGGCACGUGCCACCACGCACGGCUAAUUUUUUUUUUUUUUUUUUUUUUUUUUUGUAUUUUUAGCUUUUUUUUUUUUUUUUUUUUUUUUUGGGGGGACGGAGUUUCGCUCUUUUUGCCCAGGCUGGAGUGCAACGGCAUGAUCUGGGCUCACCACAGCCUCUGCCUCCUGGAUUCAAGCGAUUCUUCUGCCUCAGCCUCCCGAGUAGCUGGGAUUAUAGGCAUGUGCUACCACUCCGGCUAAUUUUGUAUUUUUUAGUAGAGACGGGGUUUCUCCAUGUUGGUCAUGCUGGUCUUGAACUCCCAACCUCAGGUGAUCCACCCGCCUCAGCCUCCCAAAGUGCUGGGAUUACAGGCGUGAGCCACUGUGCCUGGGCAUGAGUUUCCUUUUCUCUGCAUCCUUGCCAGCAUCUGUUGCUGUCUUUUUUAUAAUAAUUAUCCUAAACGGGGAGAGUGAUACCUCAUUGCAGUUUUGAUUUGUGUUUCCCAGAUAGUGAUGAGUGUGUUUUAAUAUAUUUUUUGACCAUUCGUAUGUUGUCUUUUGAAAAAUGCCUAUUCAGGUCGUUUGACAUUUUUAAAUUGGAUUGUUUGAGGGUUUCUUUGCUGUUGAAAUACUUCAGUUGCUUGUGUAUUGUAUUCUGGCUUUAUUUUUUUUUUUUUGAGACGGAGUUGCUCUGUUGUCCACGUUGGAGUGCAGUGGCACGAUUUCAGCUCACUGCAAUAUCUGCCUCCCGGGUUCAAGCAAUUCUGCCUCAGCCUCCUGAGUAGCUGGGAUUACAGGUGUGCGCCACCACACCCAGCUAAUUUUUGUAUUUUUAGUAGAGACGGGUUUUUGCCAUAUUGGCUAGGCUGGUCUCAAACUCCUGACCUCAAGUGAUCUGCCCACCUUGGGCUCCCAAAGUGCUGGGAUUACAGGCGUGGCCACUGCAUCUGGCCUCUUUCUUGACUCUUGACAUUUUCCUUACACUGUCGCUGAGUGGGUUCUACAUCAGAAAAAGAUGAAUAGGCCAGGUGUAGUGGCCGAAUCCUAUAAUGCCAGCACUUAGGGGGGCCAAGGCGGGAGGAUUGCUUGAACUCAGGAGUUUGAUACCAGCCUGGGCAACAUGGCAAAACCACAUCUCUACAAAAAAUACAAAAAUUUGCCGGUUGUGGUGGUGCAUGCCUGUAGUCCCAAUUACUCCUGAAGGCUGAAAUGGGAGGAUCACUUGAGCCUGAGAGGUUGAGACUGCAGUGAGCCUUGAUCGUGCCACUGCACUUUAGCCUUGGCAACAGAGUGAGAUGCUGUCUCAAAAAAGGAAAAAAAAAAAUUGAAUGUGGAGAUAAGCAGAUUUCAAAUGCGAAGUGAAAAAGAAGCUUUUCAUUGUUCAAACCAUAUUGCUAAGUGAGAAAAGCAAAGUACAGAUCUGUAUAGAAUCUGACUUUUUGUCCUAUGAGAUGAAAAACUUGUAACAUAAUUGACACACACAGAAUAAUAAGCAAAGGGAGACACAAUUCUAUGAGGAUAAUACUAUACUGCAAAUUUCACCUUCUGUUUUUACUUAUUCAUUAAAUUAUUUAUUUGGAGACAGAGUCUUGCUCUGCUGCCCAGGCUGGCCUCAAACUCCUUUGCUGAAGUGAUCCUCCCUCUAAGCCUCCCAAAUAGGUGGGUGAACAGGCAUAGUUUUUCUCCACCGGUAUUGUUCAAUGUUUUUAAUAAAGAAGAAAGUCUCAUUUUAAUGACAAAACCAACAAGGGGGCCAUUUUUAAUCACAUGCUGACCUUAAUUCCAUCUCUUCUUAGACAUCAUUGUUAAAACUUCUGGGGUGGGCGAAGUGGCUGAUGCCUGUAGUCCCAGCACUUUGGGAGGCCACCUCGGGUGGAUCACCUGAGGUGAGGAGUUUGCGACCAGUCUGGCCAAAAUGGUGAAACCUCGUCUCUACUAAAAAUACAAAAAUUAGCUGGGUGUGGUGGCAGGCACCUGUAAUCUCAGCUACUUGGGAGGCUGAGGCAGGAGAAUGAAUUGCUUAACCCAGGAGGAGGAGGUUGCAGUGAGCUGAAACUGCACCAUUGUACUCCAGCCUGGGCAACAAGAGUGAAACUCCUCAAAAACAACAGCGAAACCCUGUAAAGUCAGCUGGGAGCGGUGACUUACUCCUGUAAUGUCAGCACUUUGGGAGGCCGAGGCAGGCAGAUCAGAGGUCAGGAGUUCGAGACCAGUCUGGCCAACAUGGUGAAACCUUGUCUCUACUAAAAAUACAAAAAUUAGCUGGGUGUGGUGGCAGGCAUCUGUUAUCCCAGCUACUUGGGAGACUGAGGCAGGAGAAUUGCUUGAACCCAGGAGGUGGAUGUUGCAGUGAGCCGAGAUGGCACCACUGCACUCCAGCCUGGGAAAGAAUGAGACUUUGUCUCAAAAAAAAAAGAAAACUGUGAAGGGUAAAUUUUUUUCACCAUCCACUAAUGUUUCAAUAGAGCUAUUUCUGUCAUCACAUUUAUUAGAUAGUCGUUGGUAAUAAGUUUCUGUAACUGGCAUUUCACCUCUUUUUCUGGUGUCAUAUUAGUUCCUCGUGCAGAACACUCCCCGCUGUCACAAGAGAAAGAAAUGAUAAUCACUUCCCAGGAAAGAUACAAGCUCGUUAAUUUAACAUACGCCCAAUGUCUCCAGGUGGAUAUCAUCACCACCAUUACCAAUACCAAGGUGGGAUUUCUCUCACUGUUCUUUACCUGAGACUGACUUCAAGUUCCUAAAAUGGGUUGAAAAUAUAAGUUAGAAUACCAAGUAAGGGAUAUUACAUGAAUAAAUGUUUUGCUCAAUGAAUUGGACACAGUGAUUGACUAUAUAAGCGGGAGAGUUGUUUUUCCGUGGGAAUGACUGAUUCACCUUUGUACUCUUGCUUUAGCCUCUCUAUCUUCCUUGGCAUGGUCCUAUCUGGAUUAGUUCUCUUUUGCCCCUGGCAGACUGAAAAACCAACUCUAUUGCCUCAGAGUGAGGCAGGAGAAUAGGGAAUUAGGGUAACCAAGGAUGAAGGCAUAAGCAAAAGAACAGCAGGUGCAGCUAGUUCUAGGCAAGAUGAGGCAGCACACAGGCCACAUCCUCACUCCUGUCGUAACAAGACAGAAGUCUCCACUUCAGCCUCUGAUUGUGCACCAAUCCUUCAUAGGAUUGGAGGCCUUUAAAGAGCUCUUGGGGUAUUAUAAAAUUCUAGCUUAUUGUUAAUGGCAAAAACCGCAAUUACUUUUGCACCAACCUAAUAAAACCCUAAAAAACAUUGUAAUCGGGGUUCUUGAGCCGCUUGGUCGCCUGCUCCCAAACCUACAUUCCACUUCUGUGGAGUGUACUUUCACCUCAAUAAAUCUGCGCUUUCAUUGGUCCGUUCUUUCGUUGCUUUUUUUUGUGUGUUUUGUUCACUUCUUUGUUCAAUGUGCCAACAACCUGGACAACUCACAGUCAAGACUUUCCAUCCGGUAACAUGAGUGCAUUCAUGUGAAUUAUAACACAGUAAUGUUUAUCAGCCUCUGCUUCCAGUGCAGGCAUUUUGUGUCUAAACGAUUGUAUAAAGUGACACACGAAUUUGGAUUUGUAGCCUUUGGGGGCAUUCACAAUAUUUUUAGCGCCUGGGAGCUUGAAUUUCCAAAAAUGUGAAUUAAUAUUUUUGCAAAUACUUAGGUGGUCAGUUACAAACAGGGAUUCCCCAGGAAUCUCAAUAUGGCCUCUAAGGAGGGGCUAGAUCAUCCUCUGCCCUAAAAGGAUGCGCGCUUUAAUGAACCCCCUGAGGUGGAGCUGGGACUUCCCUGCAUAAGCACCUUUGGGAAGCGGCAGCUUUACUACCUUGGAAUCUGGGGAACUACAUUACCCAGAAAGCUCUACAUUUAAUGACAGCGCGACAGAACCAGUAAGAGCUCAGAAUAAAGGCGUUUCUGUGUGCGCACGUAACGUAGUGGCGGGAUUCUCAGCGUUCUCUGGUAGCGACCAUUUUGGUUAAUGUUGGGUGUGUUUGUGCGGUUUGUGAGGUGAGAGGCGCUGGAGCUAAGGGUCCGAACCGCGGUGUCUGAACCCAGAAGGUGGAGAAGAGUCCUUCUUGCUGCACAAAGGCGGAUCUUAGGCCCCUUAACGGCGCCCGCCGCUCCCGGCCGUGCUUUCCCCGCGUACUCGAAUGGCGGCGGCCGCGCUGAGACUCCCGGCUCAGGCAUCAUCUGGCUGCAAAGAAGAGAACACACUGUGUUUGCGGGAGGAGGAAGCAGGAUCAGAGUUUAAGCUCCUGCCAUAAUGCAGCACGGCACUGUGGCAUUUGAAGAUGUGGCUGUGAACUUUUCCCAGGAGGAAUGGAGUCUCCUUAGUGAGGUUCAGAGAUGCCUGUACCAUGAUGUGAUGCUGGAGAACUGGGUACUUAUGUCCUCCCUGGGUUGUUGGUGCAGAUCAGAAGAUGAAGAGGCACCUUCUAAGAGGAGCAUUUCUAUACAAACAGUGUCUCAGGUCAGCACUCCUAGGGCAGGUGUGUCUCCCAAGAAGGCCCACUCUUGUGAAAUGUGUGGCGCAAUCUUGGAAGACAUUUUGCACUUGGCAGAUCAUCAGGGGACACAUCACAAGCAGAAACUGCACAGGUGUGAGGCAUGGGGGAAUAAAUUGUAUGAUAAUUCAAACCAUCAGCACCAGAAUCAGUACCUUGGAGAGCAACCCUAUAGACGCAGUGUUGAGGAAGCAUUGUUUGUGAAGAGGUGUAAGUUCCAUGUGUCAGAGGGGUCAUCUGUCUUCAUUCAGAGUGGAAAGGACUUUUUGCCCAGCUCAGGAUUACUGCAGCAGGAGGCCACUCACACUGGGGAGAAGUCAAACAGCAAAACUGAGUGUGAGUCUUCCUUUCAGUGGGGAGAUACUCAUUACAGCUGUGGGGAAUGCAUGAAACAUUCUAGCACCAAACACGUACUUGUUCAACAGCAGAGACUUCUCCCUAGAGAGGAAUGUUAUUGCUGCGAAUGUGGGAAACCCUUUAGCAAAUAUGAUAGCUUCAGUAAUCAUCAGAGAGUUCACACUGGGAAAAGACCUUAUGAAUGUGGAGAAUGUGGGAAAUCUUUUAGUCAUAAGGGCAGCCUUGUUCAGCAUCAGCGAGUUCAUACUGGAGAAAGACCUUAUGAGUGUAGAGAAUGUGGGAAAUCUUUUAGUCAAAAUGGCACCCUCAUUAAACAUCAACGAGUUCACACUGGAGAAAGACCUUAUGAGUGUGAAGAAUGUGGGAAAUGUUUUACUCAGAAGGGCAAUCUCAUUCAACAUCAACGAGGUCACACUAGUGAAAGACCUUAUGAGUGUGAAGAAUGUGGAAAAUGUUUUAGUCAAAAGGGCACCCUCACUGAACAUCAUCGAGUUCACACUAGAGAAAGACCUUAUGAGUGUGGAGAAUGUGGGAAAUCUUUUAGUCGAAAGGGACACCUUAGGAACCAUCAGCGAGGUCACACUGGAGAAAGACCUUACGAGUGUGGAGACUGUGGGAAAUCUUUUAGUCGAAAGGGCAACCUCAUUCAGCAUCAGCAAAGCCACACUGGAGAAAGGCCUUAUGAGUGUAGGGAGUGUAGGAAAUUAUUUAGGGGCAAGUCCCACCUCAUUGAACACCAGAGGGUUCACACUGGAGAAAGGCCAUAUGAAUGUAAUGAAUGUGGGAAAUCAUUUCAAGACAGCUCUGGGUUUCGUGUUCAUCAGAGAGUUCACACUGGAGAAAAACCGUUUGAGUGCAGUGAAUGUGGGAAGUCAUUUCCUCAAAGCUGUUCUCUCCUUCGACAUCGGAGAGUUCAUACUGGAGAAAGGCCUUAUGAGUGUGGAGAAUGUGGAAAGUCAUUUCAUCAGAGCUCUUCCCUCCUUCGACAUCAGAAAACUCACACUGCAGAAAGACCUUAUGAGUGCAGAGAAUGUGGGAAAUUCUUCUCCAGUCUCCUUGAACACAGGAGAGUUCACACUGGAGAAAGACCUUAUGAAUGCAGUGAAUGUGGAAAAACAUUUACUCGAAGGUCUGCACAUUUUAAACACCAGAGACUUCAUAUUCGAGGAAAGCCUUAUGAGUGCAGUGAAUGUGGGAAAUCCUUUGCUGAAACCUUCAGUCUUACUGAACACAGGAGAGUUCAUACUGGAGAAAGGCCUUAUGAGUGCAGUGAAUGUGGAAAAUCAUUUCAUCGAAGCUCUUCUCUCUUUCGACAUCAGAGAAUUCACACAGAAAGAAGUCCUCACGAGUGAAAGAAAUUUGGGAAAUUCUUUAGCUAAACCUCUGUGCAUCUUCUUGAUCAGAGAGUUCUUACUGGAUCAGGACCUUAUGAGUGUGACAAACGUGGGAUAUUCUUUAUGCAGAAGUCUUGCUUUAUUACCUACAGAAGAGCUCACCCUGCAGAAGGGCCUCUUGAGUGCAAUGAAUGUGAGAAAGCCUUCCACCUUCUGUCAUUGGAUAACAGAUUGUUCUUAUAAGGAGAACACUGUACACAUACAGGAAAUAUUAUUUCUUGUAAAACAUAACACUGGAGGAGAUGCCUUAUGAGGGAGCCAUCUGCCUAAAUUGACAUACCUUCAGCAUCUGCAUAAACUCAAUUAUGUUGGAGCUGUGGCAUUUUUCACCCUGCCGGGUUCCCUUGCCAGACUUAUGUGACUGUCAGUUAGCUGGCAAAAGCCAUUUUAUGUCAGCCACGAGGCAGGUGUUCACCGUGCAUCAUUCAUUCACCCCAUGAUGUUCUGGAAGUAAACCUUGGUUGUCUUUCAUUGGCCAGAGGAAUUGGGAUCUCAAGGGCAUUUCCCUUUGCCCACCUCACCUUUUCAUAUUUGGUAAACUGUAUGCAUUUGCCUCCAGCCCAAGAUUAUAAAUAUGAACUGAUUAUGAUCUGCAUGUUCUCUCAUUGGGUUCAAGCAUAUCCUUACAGAAAAGCCACCGUGGAAGUCGUGGGUAAAUAUGUGUUGGAUUGGUAACUCCCUCUUGGAGAAUUUCUUGUGAAUUACACAGCAAUAGGGGAACUCAUUUAACUGGAGACAUAAUCUCAAUUUGUAAAGUGUGGCCCAUUUUCUUUUUUUUUUUUUUUUUUUUGAGACGGAGUCUCGCUCUGUCGCCCAGGCUGGAGUGCAGUGGCGCGAUCUCGGCUCACUGCAAGCUCCGCCCCCCGGGGUUCACACCAUUCUCCUGCCUCAGCCUCCCGAGUAGCUGGGACUACAGGCGCCCGCCACCACGCCCGGCUGAUUUUUUGUAUUUUUAGUAGAGACGGGGUUUCACCAUGUUAGCCAGGAUGGUCUCGAUCUCCUGACCUUGUGAUCCACCCACCUUAGCCUCCCAAAGUGCUGGGAUUACAGGCGUGAGCCACCGCGCCCGGCAAGUGUGGCCCAUUUUCUAACAUUUUUAUUUUGCAUACCUCCCCUGUCUUCUGGAUUGAUGAAACUAACAAAGAGAUUAAUAAAAACCCAUCUUGUCAUGUACAGGGACUCACGCCUUUAAUUCCAGUGUUUUGGGAGACUAAGGCAAGAACAUCCUUGAGGCCAGGAGUUCGACACUGUUUAACAGAUACACCUGACAGCAGUAACUCAAGCACACCCUAAGAAUGACCCUGUGGUCUAAGAAGAGUGUUGGUUCAACAUUCCAAACGAAGGAAUCCAGGAGUGGCCAUCCCGGAGGUUUCUGAACCCCUGGCCUGUUCCUUGGAAUGAGGCCCUUUGUUUUGAGCUAGGUGGAGGGUGAUAAGUGAAAAUACUAUAUAAACUGCAUGCUUCUUACAAAUGAUAGUGGUUUUCUUGUCCAGCCUGCCGCUCCUGGACUGCCCUGUAUCUAAGUCCUCAAUAAACCCUAUGUCUCAUUUUCUUUCUUUCUUUCUUUUUUUUUUUUUUUUUUUUUUGAGAUGGAGUUUUGCUCCUGUUGCCCAGGCUGGAGUGCAGUGGCGUGAUCUCGGCUCACUGCAACCUCCACCUCCCAGUUCAAGCGAUUCUCCUGCCUCAGCCUCCCAAGUAGCUGGGAUUACAGGCAUGUGCCACUACACCCGGCUAAUUUUGUAUUUUUAGUAGAGAUGGGGUUUCUGCAUUUUGAUCAUGGUGGUCUCAAACUCCCAACCUCAGGUGAUCCGCCUGCCUUGGCCUCCCAAAGUGCUGGGAUUACAGCUGUGAGCCACGCACCUAGCUCUAUGUCUCAUUUUCUAGCUCUGGCUCUCAUUCACUUCUUGGACAUGGUGCCAUCCUUAUUGAAGUCAAUAGGGUGGGGAUCAAGCAUGAUAGAGACCAGCCAGGCAACACAGCACGACCUUGUCUGUACCAAACAGCUGGGCAUGGUGGCACAUACCUAUAGUCCUAGCUGUGUGGCAGACUGAGGCGGGAGGAUCAUUUCAGCCCAGGGAUUUGAGGUUACAGUGGGCCAUGAUUGCCCCAUUGCAGUCUAGCCUAGGCAGCAGAACAAGACCCUGUCUCUCACCUGGCGAAAUUAACAGAAGCUUUUCAUAGUACUUUGCUGAAGGCUCUUAAAUUGGUUUUGCUUAACCUAUAAACAACUCCUUUCAGAAAACAAGUAUUACUUUGUGAGAAAAUUACCCAUCAUCCCAUGAGGUUGGAUGGAGGAUUGUAUGAACCAACUUAAUUCAAAGGGGAUUGACCAGGCAUGGUGGCUCACGCCUGUAAUCUCAGCACUUUGGUAGGCCAAGGCAGGCAGAUCGCCUGAGGUCAGGAGUUUGAUACCAGCCUUGCCAACAUGGUGAAACCUCAUCUCUUCUAAAAAUCCAAAAAUUAGCUGGGCGUGGUGGUGGGUGUCUGUAAUCCCAUCUACUCUGGAGGCUGAGGCAUUUUUUAUUUAUUUUUUUUUGAGACAUAGUCUCACUCUAUCACCCAGGCUGGAGUGCAGUGGUGCAACCUCCACUCACUGCAACCUCUGACUCCCGGGUUCAAGUGAUUCUCUUGCCUCAACCUCCCAAGUAGCUGGGAUUACAGGUGUGCGCCACCAUACCCAGCUAAUUUUUGGAUUUUUAGUAGAGACAGGUUUUCACCAUGUUGGCUAGGCUGGUCUUGAACUCCUGACCUCAGGCAAGCCACCUGCCUCAGCCCCCCAAAGUGCUAGAAUUACAGGCAUGAGCCACCACACCCGGCAGGAGAAUCGCUUGAACCCGGGAGGCGGAGGUUGCAGUGAGCUGAGAUAACACCACUGCACUCCAGCCUGGGCAACAGAGUGACACUCUGUCUCAAAAAAAAAAAAAGAAGAAGAAGAAAAAUCUCAUUUUGAAGCCAAAACCAUCAGAUUGACCAUUCCAAUUAUGUGCUGAGCAUAAUUUAAUCUCUUGGACAUCGGUGCUAACAUUUUUCUGAGGUCCUAAGUUUUUUCACCAUCUACUGAUGUUUCCAUAGACCCACUUCUGUCAAAACUGUUUAGUAAUUAAUUACCUAGUCAGUGUUUUCUUGUUUUUCGCUUUUUAUGUUUUUUGGGGGGUGUGGAGAGACGGAGUCUUGCUCUGUCGCCCAAGCUGUAGUGCAAUGGCACGAUCUAGGCUCACUACAACCUCUGCCUCCUGGGUUCAAGUAAUUCUUCUGUCUCAGCCUCCCAAGUAGCUGGGACUACAGGCACGUGCCACCACGCCUGGCUAAUUUUUUUUUUUUUUUUUUUUUUGAGAUGCCUAGGCUGGAGUGCAGUGGUGUGAUCUCUGCUAACUCCAAGCUCCGCCUCCUGGGUUCACGUGUUUCUGCUGCCUUAGCCUCCCAAGUAGCUGGGACUACAGGCACCCGCCACCAUGCCCGGCUAAUUUUUUGUAUUUUUAGUAGUGACGGGGUUUCACCAUCUUAGCCAGGAUGGUCUCGAUCUCCUGACCUCAUGAUCUGCCCACCUCGGCCUCCCAAAGUGCUGGGAUUACAGGCAUGAGCCACCACGCCCAGCCUACCUAGUCAGUAUUAACAGGCUUUUGUAUCUUGCAAUUUACAACUGUUUCUCUCAUGUAAUAUUAAUUUUUCAUGCAGAACACUCCCUCCUCUCUUAAGAUAAAUCAAUGAUAAUCACUUCCCAUAAAUGACAUGAACUCAUGGCUUUUACAAAUGCCCAGUAUGACCAGAUGGAGAGCACCAACUUUAAGGACUGUUCGAAAUGCUUGUUCCUUGGUGCCGUAAAGAAAUAGCACUUGAACAUAAAUUUAAUUUUCUCAGCAAGGCCACUUUUACUUUCUGCAGAAACGCUACACUCGCCAGCAGUUUUGCCGUGAGAGUACACUGAACAAAGGAGACAGGGUCAUUUAUAACCUGACGCAUCCACCUUACUGCUAUGGCUGGUUUCCACUGGCUAAAUAGAAAUUCACAUUCUGUAUUUGUCCUGAUUGGCUAGCAACUUAGAACUUAGAGGCAAAGGCAGGAGGAAAAUGAAGGAGGAAUUAACUUGUGGAAUGCUAAGAAAGGCAAAAACACCUUCAAACAAGGAAGAGGAACAGGCUAUGACAAUGCUUGCUUGGACCAGUAUAAACAUGCCAGGGCAAAUAUUUAGGCUAAAUUGUGGGAGCUAAGAACAUAAAGUACAUAGAUUUUCUUUAUUACGGCUAGCAGAUAUUUAAGAAUGUUAGCACAGGUCUUUGAAUAAAUUUUGCUUCUAAGAGAAGUUACUAUUUAUUCCUAAUUAGAUGGGAGGAAAGUCUUUGAAGAGGAACCUGUACUUUUUACAGACUGUAGCCAUCACCACUACCAAGAUACCAUUUAUUUUAUCGUUUUUUGUUUCUUUGAGAGAGAGUCUCGCUCUGUUGCCAGGCUGCAGUGCAAUGGCGCGAUCUCGGCUCACAGCAACCUCUGCCUCCCGCGUUCAAGCGAUUCUCCUGCCUCAGCCUCCCGAGUAGCUGGGACUACAGGUGUGUGCCACCACACCUGGCUAAUUUUUUUUUUGGAUUUUUAGUAGAUACUGGGUUUCACUGUGUUAGCCAGGAUGGUCUCGAUCUCCUGACCUGGUGAUCCGCCUGCCUCGGCCUCCCAAAGUGCAAGGAUUACAGGCGUGAGCCACCGUGCCCAGACUUAUUCUUUACAAGACUGAUGUCAAAUUACUAAAAGGAGUUGAAUAUGAGAAUAUCAAGUAAAGGAUACUGAGUGGGAAAAAGCGUUGUUCAAUUAAUUGAAUGCUACAAUGAUUUGUGAACCCCCCAAAUUUGAGACAGGUCUCCGUUAAUUUAAAAAGUUUUAUUUUGCUGGCCAGGCAUGGUGGCUCAUGCCUGUAACCCCAACACAUUGGAGGGCAAGGCAGGCGGAUCACAAGGGAGAUCGAGACCAUCCUGAACAAGGUGAAACCCCUGUCUGUACUAAAACUACAAAAAUUGGCGUGGUGCCACGUGCCUGUAGUCCCAGCUACUCGGGAGGCUGAGGCAGGAGAAUCACUUGAACCCGGGAGGCAGAGGUUGCAGUGAGCCGAGAUCGCGCCACUGCACUCCAGCCUGACCAAAGAGCGAGACUCUGUCUCAUAAAAAAAAAAGUUUAUUUUGCCAAGGUUGAGGACACAUGCCCGUGACACAGCCUCAGGAAGUCGUGACGACAUGUGCCCAUGGUGAUUAGGGUACAGGUUGGUUGUGGGGAGCCAAGUUCACAUUCCCAUGCAUUGGCAAAGCCUGCAGCCAGGGAAGUAGGUGGCAUGGCAAAGACCUGACCACUGAAGAUCCUGUUAUGGGUAGCUUCCUGUUCUUACCAGCUCAGUGAAGCGCUGUGAAUGGCUUUUCAUAGCUAAUGGUUAGCACAGGACAGACUGUGGAGGCCGCAUCAAUUGAAGACAAAAACAAUUAUCGCGUGGACUUUUGACCCCUGGCAUGUAUAAAAGCACUGAAUAAACCAGAGCUUGGGUCGCUUCCCUAUCAGGGGACCGUCCCUCCUAA